GGGGACCCGCGUCAAAGCAGUUGCGGGACGACACACCUCGGCUGCACAGCCUCUGGAUCCAUGCCGCGCGCUCCUUUCUGCUCCCUUACAAAUCCACCAUCCCUCGUGACACCGCUUAACGACGGCCUCUUGGCGUGGCUCGAGCCUCAGCUGGGCAUUCACGGGCUCGAUCGGGCUGAGGCGCAAGUGGCCACGAGAUGACAGUCCCAGAAACUUUGCGCGAAAACACCGUGCGCAAUCUGACUGUCACGGGCAACAAGGGCGGAUCGCGUCCAAAUGCGGUUCCCGACACAAUGAUGAUCUUCGCGAAAAGAGUCCGAAGAAGCUGGUGUUGUGUGGCACAGCGUGGAUCCCGACACAUGGCAUUCGGUGUGCCAGUGCGACGGUCGGAGGACGGUGGCUCGCCGGAUGACGCAGCUGCUGCCGAGACUGAGCGAGUGGGUCUUGAUAUAAGGCAUGUGAGGGAGGGUGGAGGGAGCCAGCAAAAUUAACCCGGCACGCGAUUUCGCAAUGCUCACCAAGACCUUCCUUCCCCUACUUUCCCUGGCCGUGGUGGCCUCCGCGCAGGUGCAGUCCCCCAUCUUCGACCUCGGGUACGCCAAGUACCAGGGCGCGGUCAACACGACCACCAAUGUCACCAGCCUGAUCGGCAUCCGGUACGCCGCGCCCCCCGUCGGGGACCUGCGAUUCCGCGCGCCCACGGCGCCGGCGAACGUCAGCGGCGUCCAGUCUGCGACGGUCGAGGCGAACCAGUGCUACCAGGCGUUCAUCGGCAAGGCGCCCGGCAACUUCAUGUCGCUGAAGCGCGCGACGAUCUCGCCCAGCGAGGACUGUCUUUUCCUCAACGUCUUCUAUCCGAGCGAUGCUGCCGGUAAGCCCAAAGAGAAGCUGCCGACGCUGUUCUGGAUCCACGGCGGAGGAUACGAUGUUGGCGACAUCAGCAACUUUGACGGCGGCGACAUCAUCCGACAGGCCAACCAGGGCGUGGUCGUCGUCACUAUUCAGUACCGUCUCGGUGCCUUCGGUUUCCUUCCUGGAACGGCGACAAAGGAGGACGGAGACUUGAACGCUGGUAUCCUCGACCAGGACUUUGCGUUGCGCUGGGUUCAACAACACAUCUCCCAAUUCGGCGGUGAUCCUUCAAAGGUUACGAUCUGGGGCGAGAGUGCUGGCGGUGGCUCUGUUCUCCAGCACCUGAUUGCCAACAACGGAAAGACUCAACCCCAGCUUUUCCGCGCUGCGAUCACCAGCUCGAGCUACCUCCCUCCUCAAUACAAGUACGACGAUCCCGCCGCCGAGAUUCUGUUCAACACCUUUGCUGCCCAGAACAACUGUACAUCUGCCGCGGACGUCAUGUCGUGCCUGCGAUCUGUCGACGCCUCGGCGAUGGCCACGGUGAACAACAACGUCAACAACGGCGGCUUCUUCGGCACGUUCACGUGGGUGCCUGUGGUUGACGGCGAGUACAUCGUCCAGUCCCCGAUCGCCGCUCUGCAGAAGCGCAAAGUCAACGGCCAAGCGCUCUUGGCGAUCGCCAACGCGUUCGAGGGAACGAUUUUCAUCAACACCACGUCGAACGUGAACGCGUCGCAAUACGCGCUGGAGCUGUUCCCGCAUCUCACCGAGACGCAAGCGAAGAAGGUCGGCUCGCUGUAUGCUGGUCUCGGGGACAAUGUGUUCCAGGUUGAAGCCAUCAUGGGCGAAGCGAUCUUUAUCUGCCCUUCGUACUAUCUCGCAAACGCGUACUCUGGUCACUCGUGGAAGGGCAAAUUCGCCGUGCCCCCCGCGCUCCACGUCGACGACACCGCCUACUACUGGCCGACCGGCAACCCGCCGCCGUACCAGAACACGCAGUUCAUCAACGCCUUCGCGCAGUCCUUCACGUCGUUCAUCGUCAACCUCGACCCGAACCAGAAGAUCAACGCGAACACGCUCACGCCGCAGUGGAACCAGUACGACGUGGACCAGACCGAGAUGCUGUUCAACAGGACCGAAGCGGGCGUGCCCGUCGUCAGGGCGUUCAACACCGACCCGCUCCUCGAUGCGCGCUGCAGGUUCUGGAAUAGCGCCCGUAAGUCGCCGGUUCAGUGGUAGAUUGCCGCGGGGUUUGAUGACCGACCGCUGAGUCGGGUGUCUCUCUUUUCUACUUAUGGUAGCUAGUAGCAAAACUAAUCAAACAAUCUUCUUAAUCCCAUCCGGUUGUGGCCUCUCUACUCGAAACGUUUCUCAUUUAUCUCCAGAAAGCGAGGGUCCGCGUCACCUAAUUACUUGUUGCCCACUUUGAGGCUUUGCAUCGAGUGUAUUUCUCUUCCGGGGUCGCCGAGGUGUCGUGUCAGUGCACCCACUUGUUUGGCUAGCCCGCUGCCUACGAGGACUCGACGGUCGAGUCGGAAGAGGGCCCGCAGGAUGGUAGGUCGGUGGUACUUGUGGACGGGAAGCAGUAGAUGGAAGAGGUUUGCUACUGCACGCGAUGAGUCGAGAGACGGUCGGGUCGAAGCAUUUAGGCCCACCUUCGCAUUUCAGUAGGAGCCCCUGUCCGACGAGUCCCAUGACCAGGUACCGCACAUUGAAGGGAUGCUUCUGUAUCGCCAGGAGGUCGUCCAGAGGCGGAGCCGGGUCGUCGCGAAGCCAUCCUCUGCGCUCAGUGCCGUUCACAACGUCCCCUCCCGGCCCAGAGUUCUCGAACCCAAUUUUCUCCCCGCGAGUGCGUUCCAGGGUGCGCAGCCGAGAGAGUGCCGUGGUCACACGCUCCAGUUCCGCGCGAUUGCAGAUGGAGGUGAGCCCGUACGUCAGCCGCUGACCGAGCUGCUAUGUAGUGAGCGCGACGGCGAAGCCAGAACGCGCGAAGGGACCAAAGGCGCCUCCAUCGGCAUGCGUGGCCUGAAU
Messenger RNA from Mycena citricolor, 2886 nucleotides. Lineage: Eukaryota; Fungi; Basidiomycota; Agaricomycetes; Agaricales; Mycenaceae. The record is from the annotation of a GenBank genome assembly.